This is a messenger RNA of Cygnus atratus (black swan), 3029 nucleotides long. RefSeq names its product perilipin-3-like. Gene Ontology annotation, biological process: positive regulation of triglyceride storage; lipid storage. The transcript is spliced from 7 exons. Gene Ontology annotation, cellular component: cytosol; lipid droplet. The record is from RefSeq and is a predicted model, not a curated record. The coding region runs from base 1 to 2274 and encodes 757 amino acids. Lineage: Eukaryota; Metazoa; Chordata; Aves; Anseriformes; Anatidae.
AUGGCAUCAAAGAAGACCACACAGAAUCUGCCAGAGGCUGAGGAACAGCAGCAAGAGAGUGCUGUCAAUCGGGUGACCAGCCUGCCCUUGCUCAACUCUGCAUUCAACCUGGUCUCGUCUGCCUACAACCACACCAAGGAGACACAUCCUUGCCUCAGCGGUGUCUGCAACGUGGCUGAGACUGUGGCUGCUGUUGCAGUAGGGAGUGUGGUCGGUGGGGCACAGCCCAUACUGAACCAGCUUGAGCCACAAAUUGCACUCGUAAAUGAAUAUGCUUGUAAAGGAUUGAAUCAGCUGGAGGAGAACUUGCCUUUCCUUCAACAGCCAGCAGAUAAGGUAAUCUCAGACACCAAGCAGCUGGUUUCCACCAAAGUGAUAUCUGCUAUGGAUGCUGCCUGUGAGGCAAAAGAAGCAGUGGCUGAUAAAGUGACUGAAGCUGUGGAUCUCACUAAAAAUGUUGUUGGGGACAGCGUUAAGCUGACCAGGUCAGUGGUUGCCUCCAGUGUUAGCAGUGCUGUGGAGGCUGCUCAGGGUGCCAAGGACCUCAUGACCAACAAGGUGACCGAAGCAGUAGACCUCACUAAACACAUUGUGGAGGACAGCAUUGGACUGACCAAGUCUGCAGUGGCAUCUACUAUUGUUAAUGCUGUGGAGGCUGCCCAGGGUGCCAAGGAGCUCAUGACCAACAAGGUGACAGAGGCUGUGGACCUGAGUAAGCACAUUGUGGAGGAGAGCGUUGGACUGACCAAAUCUGCAGUUGCUUCCACUAUUGUCAGUGCUGUGGAGGCCGCCCAGGGUGCCAAGGACCUCGUGACCAACAAGGUGACUGAAGCAGUAGACCUCACUAAACACAUCGUGGAGGACAGUGUUGAUCUGACCAAGUCUGCAGUUGCUUCCACUAUUGCCAGCGCUGUGGAGGCUGCCCAGGGUGCCAAGGAGCUCAUGACCAACAAGGUGACAGAGGCUGUGGACCUGAGUAAGCACAUUGUGGAGGAGAGCGUUGGACUGACCAAGUCUGCAGUGGCAUCUACUAUUGUCAAUGCUGUGGAGGCUGCCCAGGGGGCCAAGGAACUGGUGACCAACAAGGUGACAGAAGCAGUGGAUCUAACUAAAGUGGCUGUUCAGGAUGGUGUUGAGAAGACCAAAUUAGUGGUCACUUCUACAGUCAAUACAGCCCUGGAUGCUGCAUAUAACACCAUAACUAGCAAAAUAAAUACAGCCCUUGAGCAGAGCAGAGGGGCUAUUCAGGAGAGUGUGGAGAUAACUAAUGCAGUGGUGAACAACAGUGUAAGCAAAGCCAGGGCGGUGAGCCAAGCAGUGGCAGGUGGUGUAGAAUCUGUCCUGGGCAUAUCAGAAGAUCUGGUGGAUCACUACCUCCCCAUGACACAAGAGGAACUAGGUAAACUUGCCACUGCUGAGGGAUUUGGUAUGGCUUCUGUGGAGGAGCAGAAACAGCAGCAGAGUUACUUCGUUCGUCUGGGUUCCCUCUCUAACAAAGUCCGCCACAGAGCCUACCAGCACUCCCUGAACAAGCUGCAGCAUGUUAAGCAAAGAAUCCAGAACACACUCUCGCAACUACAGCUGGCAAUAAACUUGAUUGAAUCUGUGAAAAAGGAGGUUGGCCAGAAGCUUCUGGAUGGUCAAGAGAAGCUCCAUCAGCUGUGGGUGGACUGGAGCCUGACCCAACCCAAGGGACCCCAAGUUAAAACAGCCUCCCAAGCAGAGAUAGAAUCGCGGACUUUAAUUAUGCUGCAUAUCAUCACCCAGCAGCUACAACGUGCUUAUGAGAAUCUGAAAGUCAGCAUCCAUGGCCUCCCCAGCAACAUUCAAGAAGCUGUGCAUCAGGCCACUCGAAAUAUCCGGAAGCUCCAUACUUCUUUUUCCAGUGCUAAGUCCUUCCAUGACCUGUCUAGCACCACCCUGGCUGAGAGUCAGGACUAUGUGGUAGAAGCCCAAAGGUCUCUAAAUGACCUGCUUCAGUAUGUAACUCAGAACAUCCCUCUUAACUGGUUGGUGGGUCCCUUCAGGGCAAUAGCGAAAGAGGAUAGCAGAAAGGAGAAGAAAGAUAUGACUGAUAUAAAAUGUCUUCCAUUGGAAAAGGCUGCUACAUCAAAGGAGGUGGCUAAGAUGCCUGAAGAACAAAAGGGAGCAAAAACAAUUCUGGGGGAAGUGUGUGAAGUACUAGAGAAGAUAGAAGAGAAGCUAGAGAGAGACAUGGAGGUGGCAUUGGCUGCAGAGGAGUUAGUAACUAAUGCACCAAAGGAAGAUCUCUGAAAAAUUCCAUCCUCUCUGGCCAAGGUCCCUUGGCUAGAACAUAACUUGGUCUUUUAAUCUUGUACCCAACUGCUGAGCAUGCCAAGAGUGCCUGUCCCAGGCUGAGCAUACAGAAAGAUGUAGUUUGCGAGACUUGAUAACCAAGCAGGGGUGAUUCCAUAUCUUGACUUUUUUUAAGCAUGCUGCUCUGAAAGGGGAGCUGGAGGGCCUGUACUUUGGACUUUUAAGUCAGCACAGCUGUGUAUGUGAGUGGCUAACUCUGGGUGAGAAGUGGUCUCAAGUUAUUUUUAAUGUUGGGUUUUUAAUGAAUUCAUCCAAGCUGUGGAGAUUUUAAAGAGGAUAAUGCACUUGACCUUUUAAUAGUGUUUCCCUCCUACAAGUUUAAAACUACACACUACAGCCACUGCUUCCUUUCUGACUGCUUUCUGACUGUGCUUCCUGAGAAGCUCAGCACUGCAGCAGACCUGGAACAGCUGGGAGCAAGAGGCUUCUUCUCAAGAGACUUCUCUUCAUGGUUCGCAAAACAGUUGUUUUUUCACAGAGGAAACACUUGGCAAGGUGGGAUUUUUCUUUUAAGGGUGUCAAUUUGCAGUGGGACUGUCUUUCCUAGUCAUGUAAAUGAUUUCAGGAAUCCUCUGAGUGUGUGUAACUCUGUCAGUGAUGUAUUUUGCAGCUUUUGUCAGGAGUUAUUCUGCCAUGUUUAUAGGAUAUUCAGUCAUUAAAAUAGAGAGAGGUACUGCAAUUUUUUCCAAGCA